AAAAAAUAACUGCGUUUGUUUUAUUGAAACGAAAAGUCAAGUCGCAUACAUUGAAAUCAACAUGCUGCUUGAUUGUAAAUACUCACUUCUUAAACACAGUUACCCAAUGAAUUCAUACAUACACCUUUUAGGCCAAUCGCACAGUCACAAGAGUGAACGAUUUUUAUGAGCAAACAAGUGUGUGUGUCUUCACCAGAUCCCUUUCUCUAUCAGCAUGUCAACAUAUGAUCCGACAUUCAUGAAAGAAGCACUUGUUGUGGCUCAAGAUGCUUAUGAUCAUUUUGAAGUUCCUGUAGGUUGUGUUUUUGUGUUGAACAAUCAAACUAUUAUUGCAAGAGGUCGCAAUAAACCCAAUGAAAGCUAUAAUGCCACACGACAUGCAGAAAUUGAAGCCAUUGAUUUAAUCUUGAAAGAUCAUGACAAGACAAUCUUUGAUCGCGUUGAUCUUUAUGUUACAGUUGAACCUUGUGUGAUGUGUGCUUCUGCUCUUCGACAGAUAGGCAUUCGCCAUGUUUAUUUCGGUUGCGGCAAUGAUAAGUUUGGUGGCAAUGGAUCUGUCUUUCAUAUCCAUACAGAGUAAAUACCAGACAAUACAUGAAGACACCAGUAUUAAUCUUAUUUGUUAGUUCUCGUCUUGAUACAAGUCAAUCGAAAGGAUACCCAUCUGAAGGUGGGUUUUUUUAUGAAGAAGCGAUUCUGAAAACAGAAUCGCAACUCAUUUUGAAUAGCACCUGUGCCUCGAAAGAAGACGAACCGAAUAUUAAAGACAGAAAUCAUACCCAAUCAUAAAUGUUAAUAUUGCUUCCUAUCCUUCAAUAAGCUAUCCAAAGCAUAAUAGAUGAGUGCUUUAACCCAUGUAGAACAAAAGUUUAGUUUAUCUAUUAAAGAAAUGUGCCUAUCCGAAAACAAAACUUGAAAAAGCUCUACUGGCAAGAUUCUUUUAAUACCAUCACCUAUCGCUUUUUUUAUUUUAUUUUUUUUGACUAAUACAGUAAGGAUAAAC
Gilbertella persicaria is the source of this 1003-nucleotide messenger RNA. Its product is annotated as cytidine deaminase-like protein. NCBI's taxonomy places the organism in Eukaryota, Fungi, Mucoromycota, Mucoromycetes, Mucorales, Choanephoraceae. Bases 215 to 580 code for a protein of 121 amino acids. Gene Ontology annotation, molecular function: zinc ion binding; tRNA-specific adenosine-34 deaminase activity. Gene Ontology annotation, cellular component: nucleus; cytoplasm. The transcript is spliced from 3 exons. The record is from RefSeq and is a predicted model, not a curated record. Gene Ontology annotation, biological process: tRNA wobble adenosine to inosine editing.